Molecule: messenger RNA, 2631 nt
Organism: Lotus japonicus
Lineage: Eukaryota; Viridiplantae; Streptophyta; Magnoliopsida; Fabales; Fabaceae
Exons: 1
Coding region: 1-2631 (876 amino acids)
Molecular function (GO): nucleic acid binding; zinc ion binding
Source: RefSeq, a predicted model, not a curated record
AUGGACAACGACAAGGAUGUGGGUUCAAUUCACAGGCCACCUAUGCCUGAUGGGACAAAUUAUGACUACUGGAAGGCUCGCAUGGUUACAUUUCUCAGAUCUAUUGAUGAUGGAAAGGUGCACAAGUCAGUGCUCAAAGGGUGGACUCAUCCAGUACAAACCAAAGAAGGAACUUCUACUAUUGAACUCAAAUCUGAAGUGAACUGGAGCAAGACAGAAGAUGAAGAAGCUGCUGCAAACUCUAAGGCUCUUAAUGCUAUUUUCAAUGGUGUGGAUAAAAACAUGUUCAGGCUGAUUCAUACUUGCACUCUUGCUAAGGAUGCUUUGGAGAUUCUCAAGGUUGCUCAUGAAGGUACAACGAGAGUUCGCCUGUCAAGACUUCAACUGCUAACUACUCAGUUUGAAAAUCUCAAGAUGAAGGAGGAAGAAACAAUCUCUGGGUUUCACAUGCGUGAACGUGAUAUUGCUAAUGCUUCUUUUGCUCUGGGAGAACCUAUGUUAGAUGAGAAGCUUGUCAGAAAAAUUCUCAGGUCAUUGCCCAACAAAUUUGACGUGAAAGUCACUGCCAUAGAUGAGCCACAGGAUAUCAGUAUCAUCAAAGUGGAUGAACUUAUUGGAUCACUACAAACUUUUGAAAUGUCUCUAAAUGAUGGGCCAGAGAAAAAGAACAAGAGCAUUGCUUUUGUGUCUAAUAUGAAUGAAGAUCAAAGUGACAAAGAUCCAGAUGAAAGUUUGUCAGAAGCCAUAGCCUUGCUUGGUAGGAAGUUCAACAAGGUCAUGAGAAAGUUUGACAGGAGGGCCAGACCAAAUGUCUCAGACAAAGGGGCUGACAUCAACAAGAACUCAGGGAAUGCAUUGAAAAACAAGGAAGAAGACAAGUCUAACAAAGCAAAAGGAGUGCAAUGUCAUGAGUGUGAAGGGUAUGGUCACAUUAGAUCUGAAUGUGCUACUUUUCUAAAGAAGCAAGGAAGAGGAAUGGUGGCUACCUGGUCUGAUGAUGACUCAGAAGAUGAAAGUGAAAAUCCUGUAAUGGGAUUAAUGGUGAAGUGUAACUCAGAGGUGGAUUCCAGUGAUAAGGAUGUCUCAGGAGGAGAACUAGCUGAAAACUAUGAGAACUUACUGAGAGAGUGGCAUGUAACCUGUGACUAUUGUAAGAAGCUGAAUAGUACUGUGAAGAAACUACGAAAAGAAAAGCAAGAUCUUCUCAGUAUCAAUGGUAUUCUUCAGGAGGAAGUGUCUGUUCUGAAAUCCAAAAUUGAAGGUAUGAUCAAAUCUGUACGUAUGUUAAAUAAUGGUACUGAUAUGUUUAAUUUGAUGCUAGAAUCAGGAAAGACAACCAAAGACCUGAAAGGGUUGGGAUAUGAGAUUGAUUCCACAAAUAAUGAUUUCAAAAAGACAACUCAUCAGUUUGUACCUGCUGAGAGGAAAUCUGAAUUUCACAUGUCAAACCAAUUGUCUCAACAUGUGGUCAAACACGUGUAUCCACAGACAUCUCAUGUUCAGAAGAAAGGGAAUUCAGGAUGGAAAUGUAAUCACUGUGGAAAACAUGGUCACAUCAGAUCACAUUGUUAUAGGUUACAUGGAUAUCCAAAGGCUAAGGCAUCUAAGUCUGGGAAUUACAAAUCAAAGAAGAAAGAAUGGAGGCCUAAAAGCAAUUUGACUGCAUUUGUUAGCUCUACCUCUGGGGAAGUCUCAUUGAAAGAAGACUGGAACUUCGACAGUGGUUGUUCCAGACAUAUGACAGGUAUAGAAGAGUAUUUUGCUAAUUUAAAACCACAUGAUGAAGGAGAUGUAACUUUUGGUGGUGGUGUCAAAGGAAAAAUCAUAGGAUCUGGAAAACUUGACAGUAAAAUUUCACCUGAACUUAGUGAAGUAUUGCUUGUAGAAGGGUUGACAGCAAACUUAAUCAGUAUAAGCCAAAUUUGUGAUUUGAAUUUGAAUGUGACUUUCAGCAAGUAUGGAUGUCAAGUAACAAAUGCAACAUAUGAAAUUGUGAUGAAAGGUGAGAGAACAAAGGAUGAUUGCUACAAAUGGUGUUCUCAUUACAAAUACAUGCCUCCAGGAUAUCUGACUAGCAAGGCUGAAGAUGCAAAAUUCAGGAAGCUCAUGAAAAAGAACAUUUCCAGAGAAGCAAACAGGCAAAAGAGAAGGAUGGACUCAGAGGAAGAGGAGGAUACAAGGGUUGUACAAAGGAGUGAAAACAAGUUGAUUUCAGUUGAUGAAGAUCCAUUUGCUACAAGCAUUAUGACAACCUGUGAAUCAGAUGAGGAAAGUGACAAUAGAUGGACUCAGAUGGAAGCUCCUUUCAUCAGAAUGCUGAAAUUUCUUGAAAAGAAAAAAUCUAAAGAAAAUUGUGCAAAUAGAUGUCUCAUGUCAAGAAGCUCCAAGAAAACUCUUUCAGAUGGUGACUGGGCAGAAUUCUCACAGGAAACACUGAGUCUUGUCAAGGUAAAUGGGAUCAAUGAUCCUUCAAAGCAAGUUCACAAGUUGCAAAGGGGUUCUGAUGAAUUGAUUCAAGAUCCAAGAACCGUAUGUGGAAGAAUUAACAAGGUACUGAUUAAGGGGUACAAUAGAACUGACAUAAUCUCACUUGUCUUGACAGUUACAGUGAGGUUGGCUUUUUCCCAAUAA